Ilex paraguariensis (yerba mate) is the source of this 318-nucleotide messenger RNA. NCBI's taxonomy places the organism in Eukaryota, Viridiplantae, Streptophyta, Magnoliopsida, Aquifoliales, Aquifoliaceae. The record is from the annotation of a GenBank genome assembly.
AUGAGGGGAAUUACUUGGCCCAUACACAGGGGAAGUGGCACCAGACGAACUUGGCCAAGGAAGCUGCUCGCGAGGCCAAGGAAGCAUCAGCUCAGCCUCAGCCUCACAAGCAGAAAGUCACUCUCCGAAAAUCAGGUGCUGGAGGUCGAUACAGCUGUAAGGUCUUUGACAGUAAUAUGGGAUGGAAACUUGGUCGUGGCUGCAAACAACCGUGGAACAUGCUAUGUUUGGCGCCUGUUGCGAGGAAUGCAAACUAUGACCAAUUUUGAGCCACUUAAUAAGCUGCAAACUCAUGAUGGAUAUAUUGGCCAAAAAUAA